ACCGUCAGACUGUUCAGUCGCCAUUUGCUGGACAACUCGGAGCAAUUUCCCGACGUAGCAGAAUACUUGCUGCAAGCACGUAGUGAUUCGGUGCACUCCUUUAUUCUUGAUUCCGAAAUAGUUGGUGUUUACAUGGACGCAACGAAAGGAAAAUUUCGAAUGCUUCCUUUUCAAGAUCUGUCUACUCGGCGAGGAAGUCAAAGCGUUGAAAGAGAUAGAGUUCAAGUUCGCAUCUACGCCUUUGAUUUGUUGUACCUCAAUGGAGAAUCACUUUUAAAGGUUCCUUUUUGGAAGCGAAGAAAGCUUUUACAAGAGGUAUUCAAAGAGACACUUGGAUUCGCUCACGCGCAAUCGGUUGGACUUGCCACUUUCGAUGACGAACUCUUGAGAGCUACUCUGGAACAAGCGGUCACGGAUGGUGCUGAAGGCCUCAUGAUUAAACUCACAGGUGAAGGCUAUCACGCACCGAACGCUGACGUAUCCUGUCGCACCUUUGGCUACGAAUCGGGGACACGCAGUCAGCUCUGGCUGAAGUUGAAGAGAGACUAUGUUGUGGGCUAUGCCGAUACAAUCGAUGUCGUACCGAUAGGAGCUUGGUACGGGAACGGUCGGAAAGCACAGAAGGGAUUCCUAAGUCCAAUACUCUUUGCCGUGUACGAUGAAGACGAAGGAGCCUUCCGCUCCAUCUCCCGGUGUAUGAGCUUUACAGACGCCAUGUAUCAAGGACGUGUCAACUGCUACACCACUACUCCACCGUCAACUUAUAUCAUUACAAAUGAGACGCCUAGUAUUUGGUUCAAACCGAUGGAAGUUUUUGAAGUUUCUUUUGCGGACCUUUCACUUAGUCAGGCCCAUACAGCAGGGGCAGGUCUUCUAGAUGACCCUCAAGGACGAGGGGUCGCAAUGAGAUUCCCUCGUUUUAAACGCCGUCGGCCAGAUAAAUCAGUUGAACAAGCCACAACAACUGUUCAAAUUGCACAGCUUUUUGGCCAGCAGUCAAAAAUGAAGAGGUAG
This is a messenger RNA of Phaeodactylum tricornutum CCAP 1055/1, 1014 nucleotides long. RefSeq lists its product with no specific name. The annotation marks the transcript as partial. Lineage: Eukaryota; Bacillariophyta; Bacillariophyceae; Surirellales; Neidiaceae. Gene Ontology annotation, biological process: lagging strand elongation; DNA recombination; DNA repair. The transcript is spliced from 3 exons. The record is from RefSeq and is a predicted model, not a curated record. Gene Ontology annotation, molecular function: ATP binding; DNA ligase (ATP) activity.